AAUGCCUAAGAAACUGCAGUAUUGCAGUGUUUAUUUUUCGUUGUGAUUUUGUUGUUUUUCUUCCAAAAUGCUGCUUUCUUUUGCUUCUACUUGCUGCAGAUCUACUCGGAAAGCAUUGAGAACCGGUGGAGCCUUCAGACGUCUGGCCACUCUAGGUGAAUUUGACAUCGAAGAAUUUAAGCUCCAUCGUCUAGACGAAGGUCCACCAAACAAAGCCACAAUGACUAGAGACGAAGGACUUGAUUAUUAUAAACAAAUGACAACAAUAAGGCGAAUGGAGAAUGCAGCAGAUAAACUGUACAAAGCAAAAAUCAUCCGUGGGUUUUGCCAUUUGUAUUCUGGACAGGAAGCAUGCGCAGUGGGUAUGGAACAUGCCAUAAAUAGAGAAGACAGUGUCAUAACGGCAUACAGAUGUCAUGGAUGGACAUACAUGCGAGGAAAAUCAGUAAAAGAUGUGUUAGCAGAGUUGACAGGUCGUGUGACAGGAACAACGAGGGGUAAAGGUGGAUCUAUGCAUAUGUACGGCUCAGAGUUUUACGGUGGCAAUGGGAUUGUUGGUGCACAGGUGCCUCUUGGUGCUGGCAUUGCGUUUGCUCACAAGUACAGAAACAAUGGGAAAAUAUGCUUGACUUUAUAUGGCGAUGGUGCAGCCAAUCAGGGACAGGUAUUUGAAACGUUCAACAUGGCAAAACUCUGGGACUUGCCUUGUGUCUUUAUCUGCGAGAACAACCAAUACGGAAUGGGUACUGCAGCAAAUCGUGCAUCUGCCGUCACAGAUUUUUACACCCGCGGUGAUUUCAUCCCCGGAAUUCAGGUUGAUGGUAUGGAUGUGCUCGCUGUAAGAGAGGCAACGAAGUUUGCCGCAGAUUUUGUGAGGUCAGGCAAGGGUCCUAUUCUUUUGGAAUGUGUGACGUAUCGUUACUAUGGUCACAGCAUGAGUGAUCCAGGUGUAAGUUAUCGCACACGUGAUGAGAUUCAAAAUGUCAGAAAGACUCAAGAUCCUAUCGCUAGCAUUAAAGAAAAAAUUUUAUCAGCAGACCUCGUAACUGAAGAUGAACUAAAGGCGAUUGACAAGAAUGUCAAAACGGUAGUGGACGAAGCUGUUGAAGAAAGUCAAAAAGAUCCAGAAAUCGCAUUAGAGGAACUCUACCGGGAUAUAUAUAGUAGUGGUAUGAAUGGAGCUGGAAUCAGGGGGUGUGAUCCCAUGACAAUAGGGAUCCACAACUAAAACAUAUUAAACAUUUUCAACAAGUAUAUAUUGCACGCUAUGGUGAUACAGUGAAGACAACUAAUUGAUGACAUUAUUUAAUGUGAAUGUUUUAAUCACCACAUAGCAUCAUUUUAAUGUUAUGCUGUAUUUCAGAAUGAUUAUAUUACAACUUUUAGUUUAUUUGAAGAACGUAAUAAUACUUUUGCAUUGAGGAUGAUUUAGAAUUGAAAUAAAUAUAAUUCAAAAGA
Messenger RNA from Xenia sp. Carnegie-2017, 1458 nucleotides. RefSeq names its product pyruvate dehydrogenase E1 component subunit alpha, mitochondrial-like. Bases 68 to 1228 code for a protein of 386 amino acids. Gene Ontology annotation, biological process: pyruvate decarboxylation to acetyl-CoA. Lineage: Eukaryota; Metazoa; Cnidaria; Anthozoa; Malacalcyonacea; Xeniidae. Gene Ontology annotation, molecular function: pyruvate dehydrogenase (acetyl-transferring) activity. Gene Ontology annotation, cellular component: intracellular membrane-bounded organelle. The transcript has 11 exons. The record is from RefSeq and is a predicted model, not a curated record.